AUGACCGUCACACGGCUCGACCAGGGGCAGCACCACCGGCCGCGGAUGGCCUUCCUGAAAAAGAUUGAAGUGCUUAUGAUGGAGAUGCAGAAUCCAGAUACGGGCAUCAAGACGCAGACGCAGAGGGUGAUGAUCACAAACAUCCCACAUGCUGUGGCAGGUAAUGAUAUAUUGCAGUGGAUUCUCCAGCGCUUGCAGAUCUCUGAGGAAGAGGCACUCCACCUGGGGGAUCUGUUUGUCAAAUAUGGAUACAUCUACCCACUUCAGGAGCCAAAGAAUCUCACCCUGAAGACAGACAGCAGCCUGUACAGGUUUCAAACCCCUUAUUUCUGGCCCGCGCAGAGCUGGCCUGCUGAUGACACAGACUAUGCAAUUUACCUAGCAAAGAAGAACAUUAAGAGGAAAGGGAUUUUAGAAGAAUAUGAAAAGGAACAUUACAACAUGCUCAAUCAAAAAAUAAACUACAAGUGGGAUUUUGUUAUUAUGCAGGCCAAAGAGCAGUACAAGGCAGGGAAGGAGCGGAAGAAGGCAGACAGGUACGCCCUGGACUGCCAGGAGAGAGCCUACUGGCUUGUGAACCGAACUCCUCCCGGCAUGCUAGACGUCCUAGAGUAUGGAUUAGACCGCGUAACGGAUCCCAAUGAAAAUAAGAAAAAAACUAUGGAUGUUUAUAGGAGAGAGAUCAUGUACUAUCAGCAGGCCAUCAUGAAGUCCAGAGUGAAAUCUUCUGUCUCUCUUGGAGGGCUUGUGAAGUACUCUGAGCAGUUCCUCUCCAAUGAUCCUAUCCUGUCUGGAUGUCUCCCCAGCAACCCCUGGAUAACAGAUGACCCUGAGUUCUGGGAUCUCAAUGCAAAACUAGUGGAAAUCCCCACCAGAAUGCGUGUGGAGCGAUGGGCCUUCAAUUUCAGUGAGCUGAUACGAGACCCGAAAGGUCGGCAGAACUUCCAGCUCUUCCUGAAGAAGGAGUUCAGCGGAGAGAAUCUGAGUUUCUGGGAAGCCUGUGAGGAUCUCAAGUACGGAGAUCAGUCCAAGGUCAAAGAAAAAGCUGAAGAAAUUUACAAGCUCUUCCUGGCUCCAGGAGCAAGGCGCUGGAUAAACAUUGAUGGCACAACAAUGGGCAUCACGGUCAAAGGCCUCAAGCACCCUCAUCGUUAUGUUUUAGAUGCCGCUCAGACCCACAUUUACAUGCUGAUGAAAAAGGACUCCUAUGGCCGCUAUUUAAAGUCUCCAAUAUACAAGGAAAUGCUGGCCAAGGCUGUUGUGCCACAAGAGAGUGUCAAAAAAAGCUCCACUUUCCCGUUCGGACGCCGCCACCUCCGCUCCAGCCCCAGCCCCGUUAUUGUGAGGCAGCAGGAGGAAGAGGCCAAAGCCAAAGAAGCCGCCACGACCGUGGACAUCACGCAGGUCAUGAGCAAGCUGGAUCGCAGGAGCCAGCUCAAGAACGAACCUCCCAAGUAGGCUCUGAGCCCUGCAGGGCACAGUACAGGGAAAAGACAAGCCGAGGCUGGUGUUGAGCUUCAUCAACGCUUCCUGAAGGUGUCAGUGCUG
This is a messenger RNA of Gavia stellata (red-throated loon), 1548 nucleotides long. RefSeq names its product regulator of G protein signaling 9 (gene RGS9). The coding region runs from base 1 to 1458 and encodes 485 amino acids. The transcript has 17 exons. NCBI's taxonomy places the organism in Eukaryota, Metazoa, Chordata, Aves, Gaviiformes, Gaviidae. Gene Ontology annotation, biological process: G protein-coupled receptor signaling pathway; regulation of G protein-coupled receptor signaling pathway; intracellular signal transduction. The record is from RefSeq and is a predicted model, not a curated record.